CAGCGGUGCGGCCGGAGCUGGGGGUCCGAGGUGGGUCUAUGGGGCGGGCCCCAGCGGUGCGGCCGGAGCUGGGGGUCCGAGGAGCAGGAUGUAUACGCUGCUGUCUGGACUAUAUAAGUACAUGUUCCGUAGGGAUGAGUACUGCAUUUUGAUCCUUGGGCUGGACAAUGCGGGGAAAACGACCUUCCUUGAGCAGACUAAAAUCCGAUUUAACAGGAACUACAAGGGGAUGAGCUUAUCCAAAAUCACUACCACUGUGGGCUUAAACAUUGGUACUAUUGAUGUGGGCAAAGCCCGGCUAAUGUUCUGGGAUCUUGGAGGGCAGGAUGAGCUGCAGUCCCUGUGGGACAAGUACUAUGCUGAAUCCCACGGGAUCAUCUAUGUUAUCGACUCCACAGAUGAGGAGAGGCUGUCAGAAUCCAAAAGAGCAUUUGAGAAAGUGGUCAUCAGUGAAGCUCUGGAAGGGGUUCCCAUCCUAGUAUUAGCUAACAAGCAAGAUGUAGAGAACUGUCUGUCCAUUCCGGAUAUCAAGACAGCAUUUAGUGACUGCAUUAACAAAAUUGGGAGGAGAGACUGCCUGACGCAGGCCUGCUCAGCGCUCACUGGCAAAGGGGUGAAUGAAGGAAUCGAGUGGAUGGUGAAAUGCGUGGUGAGGAACAUUCACCGGCCCCCAAGGCAGAAGGACAUCACGUAAGAAGGUGCUGGGUCACUGAAGCCCAGACAGCUUCUUCCAAAACAGACUCUGCUCUCUCUCCAGAAGAAGGUCCGCAGGACUCUUAUUGCACCUGAUUCUUUCUUAGUUUGUUUGGGGGGCAAACAUUCUCUUUCUGGGUCUAAAAAGAACUGUCAGAGCAAUGGAUUUGGACUGGAAAACGUGCUUCUAGCAUUGUGCAUUGAUCCCUUGGCCUGAGAGGGCCCAGCCUCCCCAAAUAUUUAGUGGCAACGCACGCUGAGGCCAGGCUGUGCAAGGGCAGAGGGUUUAGCAGUUUCUCCUUCAUCACUUUAGGCUGUGGGAUGUAGGGUUCUUGGGUUCUUACUCUACUAGAAGCUAGAGGCCAGUUCACUGGACUCACGUUCUAGUUACUGAAGGGAAGCUACUUCAUUGUAUCAGAGGUGGUAGGUAGAUUUGUGAGGGACAAAGGGGAAAAGUUUGCAUCCUUCCCAUCCCUAAAGAUCAUUGUAGGUGGUGGUACUGGCCUGAUUUAUGCUGUUGAUAAUGCAAUGGGUAGGGUCAAUGUUGAUUAUAGUUCUGUUUCCACUGUGGCAAUGUUGAGCUGGGACUGUACGGUACCAGAGUGGUGGAAGACAGCAGCCGCAUGAUGGCCUGUAAGCUCACAAUGGGCUAUUUAACUGGAAAAUGAUCUUCAGAAGAGUUGCCUCGUCUUGACUGUCAAUAGCACCCUUAUGCUGUCUCUCUGACUGGUGUCUGUACUGUAAGGAGGGAUGGAGGCCUCUGGGUGCAUUCCAAGAUGAAAUCCAUGCCUGUAAGCCAGGUGGGAUAAGUAUCCAAUAAAGCUUCAUGCUUCUCUGCCUGUCUCCCUUGUUGAGGGAGUUGUUGGCUAGGCCUCCACACCGAAGAAUUAGUGGCACUUGCCCUUAGCAGCAGGCUUCCGACUGUUGGAAAUGAAAUAAGAGGCGAGAAUGCAAAGAUGCCCUGUCCCAGCAUUUACCCCAAGCCUGCAGGUGCCUGCCUGCUCCCAUGAUAAAAAAUGACUUGCACAAGAGCUCUCUCCACUCCUUUUGGAAACAAGAUGCGCGAGUGAAUUUUCAGAGGUCUUGGCGGGGUGACUGUCUGGGGCUGGGGCUAUUCUGGCAUGUGGGCCCAGGUGGACAUGACAGCUAGGGGCUCCCGCACUGCUCUGCCUUUGCAGAAGAAGAUGAAGUGGUAUUUGUUUGUACUUUUGAUGCAGUGGGUGACGUCUUCGGUGGUUUGUCUGUGCAGUUUAAACAAAGCCGUGCAAUAAAAGCGACGACUGAUGCACUCCC
Molecule: messenger RNA, 1986 nt
Organism: Pelodiscus sinensis (Chinese soft-shelled turtle)
Lineage: Eukaryota; Metazoa; Chordata; Testudines; Trionychidae
Source: RefSeq, a predicted model, not a curated record